Bipolaris maydis ATCC 48331 is the source of this 1440-nucleotide messenger RNA. RefSeq lists its product as uncharacterized. The record is from RefSeq and is a predicted model, not a curated record. Gene Ontology annotation, molecular function: zinc ion binding; DNA-binding transcription factor activity, RNA polymerase II-specific. NCBI's taxonomy places the organism in Eukaryota, Fungi, Ascomycota, Dothideomycetes, Pleosporales, Pleosporaceae. Gene Ontology annotation, biological process: regulation of DNA-templated transcription.
AUGUUCGGAACCCUACACUGCAACUCGCCUACCAAGGAGGCAGAGUUUGUCGAGAGGCCAUAUGGAUCCCUCAACCCAGGAAUGAACUCAGCCUGCGACCGAUGCAGAGCAUACAAGGUCAAAUGCACUGUCAGUGGAAAAAGCUGCAGUCGAUGCCGGCGUUUAAAAAAGACAUGCAGUUUCACAUCAGUGAGGCAAAGAAGUAGCCAGCGAGUAUGGAAGACAGACAUCAACUCCAAACGCCAGGAAUCCCAACCAUCAGACAGGUCUGCCCAACCACAGACAUCACCGAGCCCCAAAGACAGCGGGAACGAGGGAGAAGAUCACAUAAAGCAACGAGGCUCUAUAUCAUCAGGCCACACAGACGGAAACGAUGGAAGUGAGAAAGGAGACCCACAAAUUACAGACUACACAUCACACCACCUCUCUGAAGCAUCAUCAUUAUCAUCAUCAUCAUCAACAUCCAGCCUACCAUUCCUCGCCGACUACGACCAACGAGAUAUGAGCGAGCAAAGAGACGACCUCUGCACAUGCAGCAUCCUGCCCUUUCCAUUCUGUUCCUCAAGCGUACACUACAACAGCCCAGACGCCAUGGCUCGGUCCAACAUCGGCACUCCCCAUGCCCUUCCCACACCCCCGGCCUCGAGAGACGAAACCCCACAACAAGUGCUAUCCAGCAGCCAAUCACACGACUCACAAUUCGAAAUGGGUCCCAUCGACACGGAAUCCCUCGACAUCUCCGGCAUCACAUCCUCAAUGUACUGGUCGCAAGGCUCAUUUGAGAAAACCUGCCAAUGCCUCGCCGACGUCAUCUUCGCCCUAGAAAAACUGGAAGCAAGCUGCAGUUCAGGAAGCAGAGCAGGACUCGACUCUAUCGUCGCCAACCAAAAAGAAGUCAUUGAACUCUGCCGCUGCAUGCUCAAGUGCAGCAACUGCAUGGCUAAGCGCGAAAACUUUGUCCUGCUCGUAUUCAUGAGCGAACGUAUAGUGGUAGCAUGCAGUCGCAUUGUGACAAUGUACCGCAUGGAAGAUGGAGGUCUGCGAAACAACACGCACAACCACAGCGGCACUACUACGGUGGCACCCGCGCAGCUCGCCUGUCUACCCGGCCCACAUCUCUCGGGCUCCACAACCGACAUGGACAUGGAUAGCCAGUGCCUCACAGCAGCUACCGCAUCAGCGGCCGCCUCGUCGUCGCCAUCUCGGCCCACCACGUCAGGCUGGCAACAACUGCUCCUCGGAGACUACAAGAUUAACUCAGCCCUAGAGUGGGACCAUCUCGUCCGUGCCCUCAUCAACUUUCAACUCAGGGCCGUCAAAGCCCUUCUGUGCGACGUCAAGAGCAUAGGCACCAUGAUCCUGGGGGAUGCGCAGAAGGAGUCUCUAGCCCGCGCUGAAACAAUAGUCAACAAGUUAGAACAAGACAUUUACAUAAUCUAG